CCCCGUCGCGUUUUGACCCUCCGAAACCUCCCCGCACACCACCACCACCACCACCACCAUCACCACUCCUCCUCCUCCUCCUCCUUCUCCUCCUUAUCCUCCUCCUCCUCUCCUCUCGAGGCUGAAAACACCAUCGCUCAUUCCCGGCCGUGACAUUUUCCAGCCUGUCGCCGUAUGCUGCGCGGACAGAGAGCGCGAGCUACCAAGAAGGAGAGACGCGGGAGGGGGGACGCAUCCUGUCUUCCUCCAGCCGAGCACCGAGCAUCCCGACGGAGCGAUCCGAGGCGAGGAGGCUGCUGCCGCUGCGGCCGCUCCCGGGUCCCCGCCGCCUGUCUGGACUACACGGCCCGAACAGGGACUGGAUCCGUUAUUUACGUCUCGGAGCCUGAGGACCGGAGGGAAGGGAGCCGAGCUCGCUGGACUAGCCCAGCAGCGCAUCAGCAUCUCCGGGGUAGGACUGGCUGUCGAGUCGCAUGGAGAAGAGGUAUGAAGAGUUGGUGCACUACUCAGGUUCGGAGGGCAUGGGGGGGUACGUGGACGACGUCAGGGCGCUUCCUCCCCCGCAGUACGGACCCACCGUCCCUGACUCCCUCAAACACCACAAAGACCAGAUCUACGGUCACCCACUGUUUCCACUGCUGGCCUUAGUGUUUGAGAAGUGCGAGCUGGCCACCUGCUCCCCUCGAGACUCUGCCUCCCUCUCGGCCUCCUCCCACCUCCCCGGCAUGACCAGCCACAGCGACGUCUGCUCCUCCGAGUCCUUCAACGACGACAUCGCCGCCUUCGCAAAGCAGAUCCGAUCAGAGAAGCCCAUAUUUUCCUCCAAUCCUGAGCUGGACAACCUGAUGAUCCAGGCCAUACAAGUUCUUCGCUUUCAUUUACUGGAGUUGGAGAAGGUGCAUGACCUCUGCGAUAAUUUCUGCCAUCGGUACAUCACCUGCCUGAAGGGCAAGAUGCCCACAGACCUGGUUCUGGACGAGCGGGAGGGGGGCUCCAAGUCCGACAUGGAGGACUUCACUGGAUCCUGCACCAGCCUAUCAGAGCAGAACGCCUCAUGGUUACGGGAGCCGGAUGAAUGCGCCACAACUCCUCUGGGAACGCCAGGCACCUGUGGACUGCCUUCACAACACAGCACAGCAGACAACUGUAGUGAUGCAGGCGACGGUCUGGAUGGAGGCGUCGCUUCUCCCAGCACAGGAGAGGAGGACGAGUCCGACAGAGACCGGAGGAACAACAAGAAGAGAGGGAUCUUCCCCAAAGUGGCCACAAACAUCAUGAGAGCGUGGCUCUUCCAGCACCUGACGCACCCGUACCCGUCCGAGGAGCAGAAGAAGCAGCUGUCGCAGGACACGGGACUGACCAUCUUGCAGGUCAACAACUGGUUCAUCAAUGCGAGGAGGAGAAUAGUCCAGCCGAUGAUUGACCAGUCAAAUCGCUCAGGUCAGGGUGGUCCUUACAGCCCUGAGGGAGCAGCUCUCGGGGGCUACGGCCUUGAUGGACAGGCCCAUCUCGGGCUUCGGACAGCAGGUCUCCAGGGCAUGUCCUCCCUGCAGGGGGACUACCCGGGCACCCUUCUCUCCCAGCCGGGCUACCCUCCCCACCCAGGACCAUCCCUGCACACGUACCCGGGCCCACACCCUCACGCCGCCAUGCUGCUCCACCCGCCGCCACACGCCCACCCCGCAGAGCCGCUCCUCGCCCAAGGACUGGACAUACAUGCACACUAGCUGCUGUGGGGGGCUGCAGUGAAAAGAGACAGAGUGUGUGAAUGUGU
This is a messenger RNA of Salarias fasciatus (jewelled blenny), 1774 nucleotides long. It is a transcript of the gene meis3, whose product is annotated as myeloid ecotropic viral integration site 3. The record is from RefSeq and is a predicted model, not a curated record. The coding region runs from base 474 to 1727 and encodes 417 amino acids. Gene Ontology annotation, biological process: regulation of DNA-templated transcription. NCBI's taxonomy places the organism in Eukaryota, Metazoa, Chordata, Actinopteri, Blenniiformes, Blenniidae. Gene Ontology annotation, molecular function: DNA binding. The transcript has 13 exons.